This is a messenger RNA of Penicillium samsonianum, 3991 nucleotides long. RefSeq lists its product as uncharacterized. The record is from RefSeq and is a predicted model, not a curated record. The coding region runs from base 96 to 3941 and encodes 1281 amino acids. Gene Ontology annotation, biological process: transmembrane transport. Lineage: Eukaryota; Fungi; Ascomycota; Eurotiomycetes; Eurotiales; Aspergillaceae. Gene Ontology annotation, molecular function: ATP binding; ABC-type transporter activity; ATP hydrolysis activity. Gene Ontology annotation, cellular component: membrane. The transcript has 10 exons.
AAAUCAACGUGAUGUGAUGGUCCGCUUGCCCAUCAGAGACCCUUCACAACUUACAUGCAGGGAUUUGAUCAAUACGUGCGCCAUAUCCUCUCCAAAUGGCUUCCAGGGAUGAUGAAUUCGUCAGUCGUGACGAGCAUGUCGAAGGCUCGACAGAUGAACGUCGAGGAACUAAAUCGCCAUCAUUGACCGCCAACUAUCUGCGAAUUCUAUCCUAUGGUUCUAGGAAUGGUGGAAUAUUUGCCAUGAUCCUCGGGUUAAUAUGCGCUCUGGGCUCAGGAAUUGCGCUUCCUUUGAUGACCAUUGUGUUUGGUAAACUGGUCGGGGACUUCAAUCAAUACUUUGUCCCAGGCUCCGGCCUCAGCGAACAAACGUUUCGAUCCAAGGUCAAUAAAAGCAGUCUUUACAUAGUGUACUUGUUUAUUGGCAAAUUUGCAUUGACCUAUAUCUCUAUGAUCUGCUUUCGAUUGAUUAGCCUUAAAGCUUCGGCCGCAUUGCGUCUGGAAUACACUCAUGCUUUGUUCGCACUCCCCGUCAACAGACUAGAUGAAAUAUCAGUUGGCUCCGUCACUCACACCAUUACCGCACAGUCGAACACCAUUCAGCAAAGUGUUUCAGAUCGAUUGGCAAUUCUGUUUCAGUCUCUGGCCCUACUCAUUUCGGCAUAUGCAAUCGCCUUCCGAUACUCAUGGGCGCUUACCCUAGUCGUCAGUGCAGCCAUCUUGUUUGUGAUCAUCGGCUUCAGCAUCACUGUGCCUUUCUUGGUAAAGGCACAGCACAGCAUUGAACAAGCGGAGCACAAACAUGCAUCUGUAGCGGCAGAUACUUUCGGCUCUAUCAGAACCGUGAUAUCUCUUGGGGCCGAGAAUUCACUGUACAGAAAAUAUUCAUGGUGGACUGAAGAGGCCCAGAGACGAGGCCUCAGGAUGUCACCGAUGACCGGUAUUCACUUGGGCAUGCUUUUCUUUGCCAUGUAUGUUAGCUUUGCAUUGGCAUUUUGGUUUGGUUUGAAGCUCUAUCGUGAAGGUCACAUUGAAAAUAUUAAUACCGUCAUCACUGUUUUCUUUUCCGUUCUACUUGUCGUCACGGUUCUCGGAAGUAUCGCAUCACCACUUAUGAUCAUCUCCAAAGCGAUCAGUGCCUCUGGUCCAUUCUUUGACGUGAUUGAUGCAGAACAUCGGACCCCAUUCUCUGGCCUCCGAGACCCCGAUAUAUCUAGCCAGGCCGAUAUUGUGUUUGACAAUGUCAGCUUUGCAUAUCCGGAACGGCCUAGCAAGUUUGUGUUGAAUAAUUUCACGGCCCGCUUUCAGACAGGCAAGACGACAGCAUUGGUUGGGUCGUCUGGGUCUGGAAAAAGUACAGUCGUUGGCUUAAUUGAGAGAUGGUACCAACUGUCGAGCGAUCGUGAAGCGGCCCAAGGCAAAAUUCUUGUGGACGACCACCAUAUCAAUGACCUUGAUGUGAAGUGGUGGCGGUCCCAGAUUGGGCUCGUUCAGCAGGAACCAUGUCUGUUCAAUGAUUCGAUCUACAGCAAUGUUGCAUUUGGUCUGAUCCGGUCCAAAUGGGAGAACGAGAGCGAGAGUGUGAAGAUGGAACUGGUCAGUGCGGCGUGCAAAGAGGCUUUUGCGGAUGAAUUCAUCGAGCGGCUUCCUAUGGGCUAUGCUACAAUGAUUGGAGAAUACGGCACAAAUCUGAGCGGUGGCCAACGCCAGAGACUCGCCAUCGCUCGUAGCAUCGUCAAACAACCGGUAAUUCUAAUCCUGGAUGAAGCGACCAGUUCAAUUGAUGUCCGUGGAGAGAAGGUGGUUCAGGCUGCUCUUGACCGGGUGUCCCAAAACCGUACUACCAUUAUGAUUGCCCAUCGCUUGUCGACCGUCCGCAGAGCAGAUAAUAUUAUCGUCAUGAAAGACGGAACCAACAUCGAGGAAGGGACCCAUGACGAUCUUACGCUCAAAGGGGGAGUAUACCACAGUCUGGUCCAUGCCCAGAAGCUAGAUUCAUGGGCUGAGCCUAAGGAAAACCUUGGGGACAUUCUUGAUAUUGGGAACAAGGAGAUUCGAGCGCAAGAACAAGACUACUCUAUGUCCGAUCAAGAUGGUGAGGAUGGUGAACCCGAGAAGAGUGGCAAGAAAGCCAAGACUGUAGGCCUUUUCCGGAGCUUUGGAUCAGCUGCCUACAAGCAUCGUGAACAUUGGUUUCUAUUCAUUUUGAUCAUUGUGGGAGCUGUCGGGGCGGGAUCCGGUUUUUCAUUGCAAAGCUGGCUCUUUGCCAAGUUGGUUCAGGUGUUCCAGUUCACAGGCCAAAAGCUCUCUGAUGCUGCGAAUUUCUGGUCGUUAAUAUUUUUUGUUCUUGCUCUUGCCAUGGCUUUCUUUUAUUUUAUACUGGGCUUGGCCUCGAAUUCCCUCUCUAUGUUUGUUGUAUCAUCAUGCCGCAAAGAUUACUUCUUCAACCUUAUCCGAAAGCCCAUCGAGUUCUUUGAUCGUGAUGAAAACGCCUCCGGUAGCUUGACCUCUCGACUAUCCACUGAUCCGAGGCAGAUUCAAGAGCUGUUCGGUCCUACCGGCGUGUUCCCUCUCAUCUCGAUUUUUAAUGUCAUGGGGUGUGUUGCCAUUUCGUUUGCCUUUGGCUGGAAGCUGGCCGCAGUCACUUUCUUCGCCGCAAUGCCAUUCCUUUUCCUUGCGGCUUUUAUGCGGAUUCGAUAUGAAAUCAUGUUUGAAUCGAUGAACGCGGAGGUUUAUAAAGACAGCUCUAAGUUCGCGGCAGAAGCCAUUAGAGCGUUUAGAACUGUUACUGCGCUAACCAUGGAGGAUCACAUUAUCCAAAGGUAUUCAAAGUUGUUAAAACAGCAGAGACAAAAGGCCAUCAGAAAGGCAUGGUAUGCGACGCUUGUCUUUGCCUUUUCGGACAGUGUAGAGCUAUGCGCAAUGGCGCUCACUUUUUGGUACGGAGGGCAACUUCUAGCCUCCCGGGAAUACGACACCGUCGCCUUCUUCGUGGUAUAUAUUGCUAUCAUACAAGGGGGCCAAUCUGCCGGGCAGUUCUUCAGCUUUGGUCCCAACAUCGCUCAAGCUAAAGCCUCGGCCAGUCGUAUUAUGCAAUCACAAUCUGCUUCUGAAUAUCAGCUUCAAAGUCAGCCUACGGCGCAAAUUUCGUCUGCCAACCUCAAUGCUAAAGUCGAGCUGAAAGAGGUCACCUUCAACUAUCCUACUUGCAAUUACCCGACACUUCUUAAUGUCAACAUUACUAUCCAAAGCGGUCAAUUUGUCGCAUUCGUCGGACCCUCUGGCUGUGGCAAGUCCACCAUAAUUUCAUUGCUGGAGAGGUUCUAUGAGCCUACUCAUGGUGCGAUCUUUUUCAGUGGGCAUGAUGUCCGCUCUAUUGAGCUUUCUUCCUACCGUCAUGCUCUAUCUCUGGUCCCACAAGAGCCAAAACUAUUCGAAGGGAGUAUCCGCGAUAAUUUACUUCUUGGCCUCGAAACCACAGACGACACUCUCCUCGAGGAACAGACAGUCCAGGCUUGCAAAGAUGCUGAGAUUCACGAUUUCAUAAUAUCUCUCCCGCAGGGCUAUGAGACAGAACUUGGUGUUAGUGCACAGACAUCGCUCAGUGGUGGUCAGAAACAACGCUUGUGUAUCGCACGAGCACUGAUCCGAAAACCUUCACUGCUUCUAUUGGACGAGGCAACAUCCAGUCUGGAUUCGCAAUCUGAGAAGCUCGUUCAAGGUGCCAUGGAGCAGCUCGCUGCAAAACGUGACAUGACCAUUAUCUCCGUUGCACACCGACUGGCUACGAUUCAAAAGGCAGAUAGGAUCUUUGUAGUUGGCGAGUAUGGGACUGGUCAGGGAUCGGGUAUUCUUGAACGAGGGACGCAUCAAGAGCUACUGCAGAACAGGGGUCCUUAUUGGCAGAUGUGUCAAGCACAAGCUCUGGACCAACAAGUCUAACUUUGAAACAAGUUGUGGCAAAAAAAGCAAGGAAUAUAAUUAUUUUCAGU